AUGAGCAAGAUCUCCAAGUUCUUCAAGGGGGGCGGCUCUGCGGCCCACAAGGGCCGCGGGGGGCCCACGCCGCAGGAGGCCCUGGCCCGGCUGCGGGAGACGGAGGAGAUGCUGAGCAAGAAGCAGCAGUACCUGGAGACGCGCAUCGAGAGGGAGCUGGAGGCGGCCCGGCAGCACGGCACCAAGAACAAGCGAGCUGCCUUACAAGCACUGAAGAGGAAAAAGAGAUAUGAGAAACAAUUGAAUCAAAUUGAUGGGACGCUCUCAACCAUCGAGUUCCAGAGAGAGGCGCUGGAAAAUUCACACACAAACACAGAAGUGCUCAGGAAUAUGGGUUAUGCUGCACAAGCUAUGAAGAAAGUACAUGAAAAUAUGGACUUGAACAAAAUUGAUGAUUUGAUGCAAGAUAUCACUGACCAGCAAAAUGUUGCUCAGGAAAUUUCAGAAGCUAUCUCAAACCGAGCUGGAUUUGGUGAUGAGUUUGAUGAGGAUGAGUUGAUGGCAGAAUUAGAAGAACUGGAGCAAGAAGAAAUGAACAAGAGAAUGGCAGAUGUCAGACUGCCAAGUGUUCCAUCCACCUCGCUACCUUCUCGCCCUGCAUCAACCAGGAAGAGAGCGGAGGAUGAAGAUGAUAUGAAACAUCUAGCUGCCUGGGCUUCAUAAGAGCAUGGUGCUUUUAUGGCAUGGAACAUUACAGUAAAGAUGCAAAGAGCUAUAAUGCUGUUGUUAAUUUGUAAUAGUUACAAAUUUAGUGUGGUUGUGUUUCAUACGGACUUUUUUUAAUGGCCAAUCUUGCUAAAAGUGUGACUUCCAUAUUUCAAAAUUAGUUUAAACACAAACAAAAAUAAUAGUUGCCAAAACCUCCAUAGUGUUUUUUUUCUUUCUUUUUUUUUUUUUUUCAGUGUAGGCCAGAGAUUUGUUUUGCUGUCAGUAUCAGGUUUUAUUAUGUUACGUCUUGUGGUUUUGGUGAGACCUGUGCCUCACUUGUGCACAAAACUGGAUGCAUCGUUGAAAUGAAAAAGUUAAAUAAUUGGUCAAAGCCCUAUCCUUAGAGGGUCCAAAACAGCUUUAUAUGCGUCCUUUGCACCCAAGAGCUAACGGCCAUUCAUUUGGGCAUGGAGAUUUAUCCAGUUUGCCUGGAGCACCUUGUGGUGUCCUAGAUAUUAAGCGGAGACUCUUCUGUAGAUCUUCUGAAGUGCGAUAAUUUAUUAAUUUUCUGUUAUUGUUUUAACUUUGGCAACACUAUCCUAUGCACAUGUAUAUGGUCUACUUGAAUCAUGUGUCAAACUAUUUCCAACUUGGUUAAAUAACAGCUUUGCUAUGACAAUGACUAUGAUUUUAUAGAUCCCUGACAAACAAAAUUGAUUUCCACUAACCCUGUCAAAAAGCCAGAAGAGAUCUAGCCUUUCUGUCUUCCACCAUGACUUUCUGGGGUGAGUCUUUACUUUGUAUGAAAAUACCCAUUCUCAAAGGAAUUAAUAACACAAUUUUUAAUUUUGCAUUUUCAAAAUAAUUUUCAUUUCUGAGCAUUUGGUUUCUGAGUGGAAACUAUCAAUGUGUUGUCUUUGAAAUGCCUUUUUAGCUCUGUUUAAAAGCUGAUUCUAAAUUAUUUGUAAAUUUGUAAUAUUAUUGUCCAACUGAUGGCUUUUUAGCUUAAGGAACAAAUGCCACUGAGUGCUGAACUACUAUAUGUAGGGAGAAAUCACUGUUCACAUAUAAAAAAAAAAAAUGAUAUGCUGCUUUGUACAAAGAAAUUUUAUUAAGUAAGACUUAAGCUCUAUGCUAGUAGCUUGCUAUAAAUCACAAGGAUGUAGUAAAACACUGGAGUUCCAAGGAAAGUGGGAAGCAGAGUCACAUUGAUCUUAAUUUCUUAUUUUCAAAUUAAUUUAUAUAUAUAUGAUUGAACCACUUGGGGAAUGAUGGGAGACUUGGUUUCUGUAGAUCUACAGCAUCAGAAGACUGAUCUGUGGGGCUUUAGCCUGUGAUUUGCUGGGUGUUCAUAGCCUACAAUAGGCUCUAGCCUAUUGUAUUUUAGGUUAAGCAUAAGCUAAUGUGUGUUUAUGGACAUGGUAUUCUCGUGUGCUCAGCCUGUUGAGUUGAGUUCUGUGAAUGAAACACAAAAUUUACUAGCACAUUGUAAAACUUUCAGGACUUCAUUCUUUGUAGUGGAAUUGCUUUUUGUUUACAUCUAUUUGAAAGAAGAACUAAGCCUUGUCACUUGUGGAGAAAAAAAGUUUCUGAUUCUACUACGGAGUUUGGGGGUACCAGGAAAAUUAUCCCUUUCUGUUGGGAGUCAAGUAAAAACUGGAAGUAUUCCAUUUUUGUUUAAAACAAAAAUUAAAGCACUUCCUUAAAUUUGAAAAUGUAUUUUGAAUUCUCAGUAGGAAACCAAACACUAACAAAAUGUCAUUCAGUUUUAAUGCUUACUGAAAUUCAGGAUAAGAUGCCAGCUGAAAACUUCCUUGAUGGGCAUAUUUAAUAAAAUAAUAAAUAUUCAGAGUUAUCUAGAAUCAAUUCCCUAGUCCUGUUGGCUGAAAUCCCAUUCUCAAGGUUGAAGCAGUGUAUACAAUUCUGAAUUUGGUACAGAAAGUGUUAGUAUACACUGAUUUAGCAAGUCUGCAAGGCUGACUGGCAGUGUACUUCUGGACACAUCUUGUAUUUCUUAAUGUAAGUCCACGCCAACAUAGUCCUGUGCUUAGCUCUGGAAAACUGUAUUAUAGCAUCUGUUCUUGGUCGCAUUAGUAGUUUUCCAAUGCUUAGCGUACUUAAAGGGUUCUAUAGCCUAACCAAAAUAGGUGUCUAGGCUUCCAUUUUAAAGUGAUUUUUUCAGUCUGCUCUGGAAAAUGUGUACCUGCAGGAUUUUAUGCAAGAACUUUCCAUGUGAACAUCCUGCAGGGGAGAAGAAAUUCUAGGGAAGGCCUUCUCCUUUGCAAACGAGUGUCAGACUGCUAACCUCUGGCAGUGUUUUGGCCACAUGUUGAUCCUUCUGCUUAUUGACUUCGGACCAGGCACUUAAAGAACAAAGUUUGUGGAGGAUGAGGAAUAAAAAACAUGGUCAUUCAGGUGAGCUUCUCUAAAAGCUGGCAUGUAGUGGCUGCUGAUUCUGGAGGACAGUCACAUACCAGUUCACGGGCUAGGACGUGUCUGGUCUAACCUUCAUGGUGAAGCUAUUCUCAGAAAUACUGUAGUCAUGUACACAAAUCAAAAUACAGUAUAAACCCCCAAAACUGGAGUGUUUCUUGUAUUUGUUUGAGAGACAGUAGAUGACUGAUUUUCUUCAAAAGCAAAGGAGUUUUAGGGAUUUAAUUCAGCUGAGGAGGUGGCUCUUUCCUGUGUAAAUUCAGAUGAAGCUGUGACAAAUGCUUCUUUCAUUUUUUGAACAUAUGUCUCUCUUCAUGCCAAGAUGGUAUUUGUUUAGCACAUAAGCAGACUAGAGUGAAUAGUGUCAAUGUGUUAUUGUAAAUGCAAUUAACUACUAACUCAAACACAUUUUACAAGAGGACUGUGGAAGCAGAUGGUGUACUGUAGCUGACUUUAUUUCCUGAUUCUUAUUUAUUUUGAGAAUGUUUUCUUCUCUUAACAGGCUUGGGCAUUUUAAACCUGGAUAGCUUUACAAAGGGGAAAUAUUAAAUAAAGAAUAAAAAUUAACAUAUACAUAUCCUGUAAAUAAACAUUUUUCAUCA
This is a messenger RNA of Cygnus olor (mute swan), 3683 nucleotides long. It is a transcript of the gene CHMP4C, whose product is annotated as charged multivesicular body protein 4C. Bases 1 to 663 code for a protein of 220 amino acids. Gene Ontology annotation, cellular component: ESCRT III complex; cytoplasmic side of plasma membrane; multivesicular body. The record is from RefSeq and is a predicted model, not a curated record. NCBI's taxonomy places the organism in Eukaryota, Metazoa, Chordata, Aves, Anseriformes, Anatidae. The transcript is spliced from 5 exons. Gene Ontology annotation, biological process: vesicle budding from membrane; late endosome to vacuole transport via multivesicular body sorting pathway.